AUGGGCUUCUUGGCCGCCAGUCUCAGAAAGUCUUCUCGACUCUGCCGUCCUCCUUUUUCAAUACCUCUCUGUUUUUCUUUAUCAAACCAGCUUUUCUUACUACCCUACUCAUCCCCUAUUGGAACACACCUUCAUCGCUUUAUUUGCUCCGAUGCUGACCCUGAAACCCUAAUCCCACCGCCCCAAUCCCCAAAUCCUAAAACCCCAACCCCUCUACAAAUGCAAUUCGAAUCGUGGAUCCACAUGCUCAAACCCGGUUUCUCACCCUCCGAUGUCGACGAGGCUUUGCGAGCUCAAUCGGACCCCGAUCUUGCCCUCGACAUUUUUCGGUGGACAGGUCAACAGCGCGGCUACAGGCACAACCAUGUCACCUAUCUCACUAUGAUAAAAAUUGCUGUCUCCGGUAAGCGCUUCAGGCAUGCCGAAACCCUAAUUGAGGAAGUCAUUGCCGGUGCAUGCUCUGUCAGUGUGCCCCUCUACAAUUCUAUUAUUCGAUUUUGUUGCGGUCGUAAAUUUCUUUUUAAUCGUGCGUUCGAUGUUUACAAGAAAAUGUUGAAUUCCGAGGAUUGUAAGCCCUCUUUGGAAACCUACACAUUGUUGUUGAAUGCCCUUCUUAGGAAAUUCAACAAAUUGACUGUAUGCUAUGUUUAUUUGCAUGCUGUCCGUUCAUUAACCAAACAAAUGAAGGUGUCAGGCGUAAUACCAGAUACAUUUGCUUUGAAUAUGAUUAUUAAAGCAUACUCCAAGUGUCUUGAAGUUGAUGAAGCAAUUAGGGUUUUUCGUGAAAUGGGUUUGUAUGGUUGCGAGCCAAAUGCCUAUACUUAUGGCUAUAUUGCCAAUGGGUUGUGUGAAAAGGGGAGGGUGAGUCAGGGUUUGGGGUUUUAUAGGGAAAUGAGGAGUAAAGAUUUGGUGCCUAGUAGUAGUACCUACGUGAUUCUGAUUUGUAGUCUUUCAAUGGAGAGGAGAUUUGAAGAAGCUACGAAGAUUUUGUUUGAUAUGUUGGGUAAUUCUAUGGCUCCUGAUUUGUUAACUUAUAAAACACUCUUAGAAGGAUUGUCCAGGGAAGGAAAGUGCAAUGAUGCUUUUGAACUUCUUGAAGAUUUGAGGAAGAAGGAUGCUUGGAUGGGAGAGAAGACUUACAAGACCUUGGUGAAAGGGUUGCAUUUUUUGAGUCAGGAGUAGAUGUAUUACACUUCAUUCUUCCGCUCACUUUUGUAUGUUGAGUGGUUAAGGUACUGACUGAUGUUAACCACAGACAGUAGUGCAGAUUCAGAAUGGCAGUUCUGUUAUUGUUCACGAUUUUGAUACCAUUUGAUUCGAUUUGUUUGAUUAGAAAGGAAAAAGGACAUUGCCUCUCCCCUCGGAGCCCUAAGCAGUCUGCCUGUGAGAUUAUAUAAGGGCUGUUUGAUUGAUUGUACAGCUUCACCUUCUCUGAAAUCAUUGGGGAAUUGGAGCAAUGGGGGAUGCCAGGAAAAGGUAUCCAUCGCUUCCAUCCAACUAUAUCUCAAUCAUUCAACUGAAGGAGCGCUGGAUGAGAGAACAAGAGCAACAGCAGAACAAGGAGCAAGAACAAAAGGGGGACUUACAUAAACCUAGAGAAGAGAAAGAGGGGAUCCAAAACACAACUGCUUCUAGAUUUAUGGCUCCGCCUCAGUUCCGCCCAAAAUGGAACAAAUAUCACUGGGUGGUCAAGGUAAGCUCCCAGAAGCCAGAAGGUUCAGAACUCCAAAAGGGUCACAGAGAGAUCAAGGUGAGUGCUCAGAAGCAGGAGUUGAAGAUCAAGGAAGACCUUAGGAGGGUCGAGGCAUGGAAGAAGCCAAGUGCAGAGGAGGAACUGGCUGGAGGUACAGUCCAGCAAGUAUCGAGAAAUGGAAAUGAAGAGAAAUUUCGAGGUAGGGUGAAUCAGAUGGCUGGGAUGUGCCAGAGAAUGGAGAAACUCUCAAUAAAGCCUGAGAAAGUAGGAGGAUCAGCAUCCACUGAUGUGAGUGGUCAUCGGUGGAAUCCAGCAUUUUCUCGAAGUUUCAGUCGCCAGAAGGCAACUGGUGCUGGCCUCGUUUGGGUCAGAAAAGGAGACAGCUCAGGUGGUUCUGGCAGCCAGAGUUAAAGUUACUUGAAUGGCUAUUGCAUUUUCUGUCCUUCUGUAAACCUUUAGCAUCUGCUUAACCUUAUGAAUGUCAUAUGAUUGUGAAAUACUCUGGGUUUAAGUUUACUUUCUGCAUUUCUGUGCUCCUGCAAUAGCUUUGUCCUGCAGUUUACCAUAUAAAUGUUGUGUUAUUGAGAAAAA
This is a messenger RNA of Vitis vinifera (wine grape), 2284 nucleotides long. RefSeq names its product pentatricopeptide repeat-containing protein At3g25210, mitochondrial. NCBI's taxonomy places the organism in Eukaryota, Viridiplantae, Streptophyta, Magnoliopsida, Vitales, Vitaceae. The transcript has a single exon. The coding region runs from base 1 to 1182 and encodes 393 amino acids. The record is from RefSeq and is a predicted model, not a curated record. Gene Ontology annotation, molecular function: protein binding.